AUACUUUAAUUAUGUAUGGGUUACUAGCUUUUGACCGUUAUUGACCGUAUGUUGACACACUGGCUGGAUGUUCCACUACUAAUAGUUCAACAAAAUACAAACAAAACAAAUUAUUCUCUCCUCAAUCGCUCAAUCUCAAGAAUAUAAGAUACACGUACACAAAACGCUGCUUCUAUAUUUAUAUUGCAACGGGGAUUAAGUGAACACAUUGUGGAGUUCGCGGUGACGUCGAGAGAGACGAGGGUCGAGUGCGCAAAUUCCACAGGCUGCAGGAAUAUAGGUACUAGUUACUUGUCACCAAUAACUAAUUGGGUAAUUGGCAAAACGUUGUUGAAAGAUAGUCGAUCCAGCUUAUCAUAGUCAGACAUUUCGAUAAGUAAUCUAUAAGAACUUACAAAGUGACCAAAGGGAGAAAAAAAGAGCUUCUGUAAAUACCUAUAGUUUUUAGCAGACAUUGCAUAUAUUGUUGAAAGUUGGAGAGGAAACAAGACUAAGGAAAGAUGAUGUCAGGACUGAUAAAUUUACCCCGUUUUAGCAGUAAUGUAGUACCACAAGCUAGCUGCAUUUGGUUGCCUUCUCGGUUCAAUCGAAAGAGCUAUGCAACUGCAGUAUCAAAGCCAUCUGUUCCUGGCAAAAAAAAUAUUGUCUACAUCGAUGGAGUUAGAACUCCAUUUUUGCUAUCAAAUACUGAUUACAGCAAACUCAUUGCACAUGACCUUGCCAGAGAAACUCUUGUAAAUUUGCAAAAGAAGACGGGCAUCCCAAAGGAAGCCAUUGAUUAUGUGGUCUAUGGUACCGUGAUGCAAGAAGUUAGAACUUCAAACAUCGCUAGAGAGGCUGCUUUGGCUGCUGGAUACAGUCAGCACACUCCAGCUCAUACAGUCACUAUGGCUUGCAUCAGUAGCAACGUCGCCUUGACCACAGGGAUUGGCUAUAUAAACUCUGGUGUCUAUGACACUGUUAUUGCUGGGGGUGUUGAAUUCAUGUCCGACAUUCCCAUUAGACACAGCAGAGCCAUGAGAUCUCUUAUGCUUAGAGCAAACAAAGCUAAAACUCCUAUGCAGAAAAUCCAACUGUUGGCAACCAUCAGACCAGGCCACUUUGUUCCUGAUUUGCCAGCAGUAGCCGAAUUCUCUACCAACGAAACUAUGGGCCAUAGCGGAGAUAGACUAGCUGCUGCUUUUAAUGUCACCAGACAAGAACAGGAUGAGUAUGCUCUUCGCUCACAUACACUUGCUGCUCAGGCUCAUCAAAAUGGAUACUUUAGUGACAUGGUGCCCUUUGUCGUUCCAGGUGCCAAGCAAGUUGUUAACAAAGACAAUGGCGUCCGAGUCUCAACAAAAGAUCAACUGGCUAAAUUGAAGCCAGCCUUUGUUAAACCUUAUGGAACAGUAACUGCCGCUAAUGCUUCAUUCCUUACGGAUGGUGCAUCUGCUGGCUUAAUAAUGACUGAAGAGAAAGCUAAACAACUUGGAUUGAAGCCUAAAGCUUACAUUCGGGACUUUGUAUAUGUUUCUCAAGAUCCCAAGGACCAACUUCUAUUGGGACCUGCUUAUGCCAUUCCCAAGGUACUUCAAAAGGCAGGUCUUACUCUGAAAGACAUUGGAGUUUGGGAAGUUCACGAGGCAUUUGCUGCUCAGAUUUUGGCUAACUUGAAGGCUCUUGAUUCUGACUUCUUUGCCAAAACUUAUUUGAAACGAUCAGAGAAAGUGGGUGUUCCUGAUCUGAAGAAGUGGAAUUCAUGGGGAGGUUCCCUUUCGAUUGGCCACCCGUUUGCUGCUACUGGUAUUAGGCUAACUACUCACACAGCCAAUAGAUUAAUAAAGGAAGACCAACAGUUUGGUCUGAUUGCCGCAUGUGCUGCUGGUGGACAAGGAGUUGGAAUGAUCAUUGAAAGACACCCAGACGCAAAAAUUUAAGUGCAUUUAAAUGCACAAGAAAUUAAUGAAAUCGCAUUGUAAGUUGUUGGAAAUGAAAUUUUCAAUAGCUUUUCAAGACAGCGUCAUCCACAAGUACAGAAAGUUGCAUUCGUUAUUCGCUUUUUACAUUUAUAUGUCAAUUUAUAUAUUUUUAUAAGAGAUUUUCUGGAAUUUUAUAAAUGAUUAUAUA
This is a messenger RNA of Copidosoma floridanum, 2109 nucleotides long. It is a transcript of the gene Mtpbeta, whose product is annotated as mitochondrial trifunctional protein beta subunit. NCBI's taxonomy places the organism in Eukaryota, Metazoa, Arthropoda, Insecta, Hymenoptera, Encyrtidae. Gene Ontology annotation, cellular component: mitochondrion. The record is from RefSeq and is a predicted model, not a curated record. Gene Ontology annotation, molecular function: acyltransferase activity, transferring groups other than amino-acyl groups. Gene Ontology annotation, biological process: fatty acid beta-oxidation.